This is a messenger RNA of Musca vetustissima, 1668 nucleotides long. Its product is annotated as alkaline phosphatase-like. Gene Ontology annotation, molecular function: alkaline phosphatase activity. The record is from RefSeq and is a predicted model, not a curated record. Gene Ontology annotation, biological process: dephosphorylation. The coding region runs from base 1 to 1668 and encodes 555 amino acids. The transcript is spliced from 3 exons. Lineage: Eukaryota; Metazoa; Arthropoda; Insecta; Diptera; Muscidae.
AUGGAUUCGGACUAUUACCUUGUGGCAGCCGAGGUUCUCACCCGUCUUAAUGUAGCAGCAAAGCUGCAAACACAACAAAUAGCAGAAGCAAAACGUGAGCUAAUUUCCUCACCCAAUGACAACAUUGAACACGAUCAUCGCAUGCACCCGACCUUCAACUUUGAGCCGGUUGAUCGCCUCUACAAACGUGCCAUGCCCAUGUUGAAAUUUGAUCCCUCCAAGCCGGAGGAAAAACAUUUAGAAUUUUGGAAUGACGUUGCCCAGGAUACGUUGAGUCAACAAUUGGCCAGUAAAUCGCUGCUCAAUACGAAUAUGGCAAAAAAUGUGAUCAUGUUUUUGGGUGAUGGUAUGUCCAUACCCACGAUAACGGCGGGACGUGUUUACCUGGGUGGUGAAGAGAAACAAUUUACAUUCGAGAAAUUCCCCUACAUUGGACUCAGUAAGACCUAUUGUGCCAAUUCCCAAGUGGCCGAUUCCGCCUGUACAGCCACAGCCUAUUUGGGUGGUAUAAAGGCGAAUUAUGCCACCGUCGGUGUAACCGCUGCCAUUGAGCUGAACGAUUGUCGGGGACAAAAUAUUAGCGAACAUCAUGUCCACUCUAUUGCCGCUUGGGCUCAAGCUCAGGGUAUGGCCACGGGCCUUAUCACAACCACCACAGUGACUCACGCCUCGCCCGCAGGUGUUUAUGCUCAUGCCGCAAAUCGUAAUUGGGAAAAUGAUGCGGAAAUUGUCAAGACCAACAAUGAUCCGACGCAAUGUCAAGAUAUUGCCACUCAGCUGAUUUACAAUGAUGUUGGACGUAAAUUGAAUGUCAUUUUCGGUGGGGGUCGUGAACAUUUUGUACCCACCUCAGAGGGUGGUAAACGUUUGGAUGGUCGUAAUUUAAUCAAAGAGUGGAAAGAGUUGCACGGCUCCCAUGCUACCUUCAUUCAGACUAAGGACGAACUGAAGAAUCUACCCAAAAAUACCGAACGUGUUAUGGGUAUGUUUGCCAACAAUCACAUACCCUAUCAUUUGGAUGCAGAUCGAUCGGCCAUACCUAGUCUCAGAGAAAUGGUUGCCGAAGCAUUGGAAAUUCUUGAGCGUCAAAGUAAUGGAAAAGGUUAUUUCCUGUUCGUCGAAGGCGGACGCAUUGAUCAUGCCCAUCAUGACACCUUGGCCCUGAAGGCUCUCGAUGAAACUGCCGAAUUUGAUAAAGCCAUACGCUAUGCCCGUCAACAAACCUCUCAAGAUGAUACCCUUAUUGUUGUGACAUCGGAUCAUUCCCAUACCAUGUCUGUGGCGGGUUAUUCCAGCCGUAAAAAUGAUAUCUUUGGUAUUAACAAUGGCCAAUUGGCUUUGGACCAGCUGCCUUAUGCUACGCUCUCCUAUGCCAAUGGUCCGGGUUAUGGAAAUAAUGUGCUAAAAGUUGGUCCCGGAUUGAAGAGGAAAAAUCUCCAUGAAAUCAAUAUGAAACACAAAGAUUAUCAAUUCCCCACAACGGUACCUUUGGAAUCGGAGACACAUGGUGGUGACGAUGUGGCCGUCUUUGCCAGUGGUCCCUUUGCCCAUCUCUUUACGGGAGUGUAUGAACAGAAUUUCAUACCUCACGCCAUGGCGUAUGCUUCGUGUUUGGGUUCCAAACGCACCGCCUGUCAUGACGGGUUUCAUCAUAGUCGGAGGCAGUAA